AAUAUUUAGACGAUUCAAAUAUGAUUCCUAGGCAGAGAGGCGUCUUUUCAGAAGUUCUCGUCACAGAGGAUAAGGAAGAAUUGAAAAAGAGGUCAGUUAUUGGUCCUAAUAAAGAUGCUAUUAUGACAGCCAAUGCUGUCCAGAAGAUACCUAGAGCAACUGGAAUUAAGAGAAGAGAAAAGUUGCUCAACUCACAGGCUGCUAUUGUGGAUACGAAAAGCAAGAUUUUGGGAAAAAGUUAUUUCAGGAACCCAGAGGUGAACCUUGGAUACUAUUCAAAGAAGAGAGAAGGAGUUGCUGACGUUGAUCCCAAGGUACUAGAGCCAUACAUUCCUCUAAAAGAUCAUCCUCCAAGGAAAGUUAUCAUCGACAGACAGAAAAAGUUAUUUGCUUCGAUUAACAUCGAGGAAUUGUUGCUUCACCUUGGAGUUGAUUACUCAAUCCCACCUAAAGUUGCUGAAGAGAGUUGGAACACGCCAUUUAAUGUUCCUGACUUAAGUGCUCAAGUUGCCUGUUGCAAACUCCCACUUGAACCCUUUGAUGAUUCAGAGUACGAUUGUAGAACCCCUGAAGAAUGGAUAAAUUGUGGAAUCCAGCAAGACCAAAAAUUUGAACCAAUACCAGGAAAGAGUCUUUGGAGGGAUGAAAAUGGUGUUGGACACUGGAGGAAAGUCUUGAUCUACAAAUAUGAUGAAGAAAGAGAAAUCUAUGAAGGGAUUUGGGAUGGGACUACCAAGAAAUGAGAGGUAACUAGAAUAAACCUCCUCUUUGAUGCUGAAGACCCUAGAAUUUUUGCUCAAAGGGUUGCUAAAGCUCACAGAGAUAGAAUGUAUGCUGAUUCCCAGAUCAGAUACAACUUUAUUCUUAGCUUUAUGCCAACAGAAGAUCUUCAAGAGUUAGACUCAGAACAAACAAAUAGGAUUCAAAAUAUGGCUUCAAAAGGGCAUUCAGCUAACUCGCAGGCUGCAACUAACAUGAUAAAUGAAGUCAACAAGAAUUACUCUAGAACAAUGAACAAAGAGAUUCUUCAUAAAGCCAUUUUUGAAGAAAAGAAGGAAGAAGAUGAAGCUAAUGGAAAAGAGCUUAUCAAUGUAGAACUUAAGUUCCCAGAGCAAACAACUGACUUAGUAUACAAAUCAUCUUUAACAGAGGGAGUUGACAAUAAGUUUAACAAGGAAUGUCCUUAUUUUGCUAUGAUUCCAAUCCCAGCUCAUGAUUUCCCUAAGAAAUUUUCAGAUUUCUGCUUCAACUCCCUCUACAUUAAGCAGGAAGUAAUUGAAGCCAUGGUUAAGAUCAGGACUUCAUGUAAUGACCUGAUCAAGAAGUACAAACUGUUUGACUGUACAAAAGAUAAGACUACCAGACUGGAAGAAUUUAAGCAGAUUCAAAAUUCUGCUCACUCUCAAAUAAAAUUUGCUACAAGAGAUCAGUGGGUUAAUAAGACCUUAUGCAACAUCAUUAAUGACUCUUUCAUGAACAUUGGCAAAGGAUGGUACAACAUUCAUGAUACUUCCAAGGAGACUUAUGAAUUCGGAAAAUUGAAGAGGUUCCUGACCACUGUUAAUUUCAUGAUGCAGGAUACGGUUCUAACUAUUUGCAAAGAUAGUGUCUAUGAAUUCCAGGAUUAUAUUAUCAAAUUUAUCCCGCUUGCUACUCAGAUCAUCUCCUCUAACGAAGUGACUAAUGAAUUCCCCAAGAAAGUCAAGGAGAAUGAAAGUGAAGGCGAAGGAGAAGGAGAUAAGGCAGGAGAAGAUGACGAAUCCGAUGAUUCUCACCAGACAAUCACGCUCGAGGCCGAUACAGCUGAUCCUAACCCAUUGUUUGUGCUUGACCUCGUUCUUAAGCAUGGCCAAGAGAUCCCUCAGUACCAUGUAGACCCUACAGAUGUUGUUGAAACUGUGAUGGGUAUCUUUGAAGAGGGCAUUAAAGUUUUGCAAGAGAUCCCACAACUGGAGCCAAUUCUUUUGAAGCAUCUCUUCUUAAAGAAUACCCAUGGUAAUAAGUCUCUGAAAGCACCAAUGAUUCCUUUGACUGAGCCGGCAAUCCCCGAUAAAAAGCAUGUCUUGCCUGAUGAGAACACAUGGUUAUGGGAUGCCUUCCAGAAGAUCAAAGAAGCUCUCCUCUCAGGAGUUGAGCCACUAAGAGAGUAUCUGAAGACCUUUGAAAAGUUUGUUCCUGAAAGUCAACUCAAUGUUGAUAAACACAUUAUGAAAUUGAAUGAUUUUGAGAAUCCAGCCUCUGUUGAUGAGAUCAAAAUUGAUAUUGACAAACAUAGAAAGGAAGUACUCAGAAUUGAGGAAGAAAUCCCAGAGCAUUUGAACAUCUCCUACUUCCAAGUCAACUGUAAAGAUAUCAGAAAGCUCUUUGCUGGAAAGCAUGCUUCUAUUGUUGAGAAGGAGACCAAAUUGAUAGCCACUAGAGCUAGAGAGAAGAACGAUGAGCUCACUGUCAAAUUUGAGCAAAUGGAGUCAGAUAUCAGAAAAACUCCAAAUAAUAUAGAAGAGCUCCAAGAGAUCAAGGAUAGGAUGGCUGCUCUCCCAACUGAAAUUCUGAAGGAAAAGAAUGAAAUUAAGGAUUGCAUGGAAAUCUACGAUCUGCUUGAAGAUUUUCAGCAUGAGUUCUCAAUGACUGAGCUAGACUCUAAGUGGGAUCUCUUCGCAGCCCCAAAAAGACUUAUGGAAUGUAUCCAAGGACAAGCUUCUAUUCUCGAAAAGCAAAAGGAUGCCUUCCUGAAAGAUAUGGCUCAAGAGCAAGAAGAAUUUGAAGAAAUGCUAGAAGGAAUUGGAAUGACUGUUGGAGCGUUCUCUCAAUGUGACGACAUUAACAAGUUUGAACAGUAUUUUAUCGAUGUUGAAAGUGUCAACGCAAGACUAAAGGAAUACACUGGUAAAACUAAUCAGUUCAAUAGAAGAGAAGCUUUGAUGGGAAAGCCAACUACUGACUAUAGCCAGCUGAGACAGUGAGCAAAGGAUUUCGAACCGUAUUCAAAUCUGUGGAGCACAGCUAGAAACUGGCACCAUCAUAACAAGAGUUGGCUUGAAGAUCCAUGGGAGGACCUUAAUGCUGUCGAGCUCGAAGAUAUUGUCCAAAAUUCCUUCAAGACUAUUCUUAGAACUGUUAGUUAUUUCAAAUCUAAGGACAUGGAAAAGAUUUCUAAAAUUGCACAAGAACUCAAACAAAAGAUUGAUGUUUUCAGAAAAUAUGUCCCUCUUGCAGUUGCCUUGAGAAAAGAAGGCAUGUACGAAAGACACUGGGACCAGGUCAGUGAAGGAGUCGGAUUCGAUAUUAGACCUACCGAAGGAUUUACUCUCACAACUGUUAUUGAGAAGGGUCUUGAGAAACAUAUCCCACUUUGUGAAGAAGUUGGAGAAAAGGCGGCAAGAGAAUAUAACAUUGAAUGAAUGCUUCAGAAGAUGCAAGAAGACUGGGUUGGAGUCAAUUUCCUGACUCCUCAAUUCAAAAAUACCCCAACUUCCUAUAUUUCUGGAUUUGAUGAAGCUAUGAACAUGCUUGACGAGCAUAUUGUCACCACUCAGGCAAUGCAGUUCUCUCCUUUCAGAGGACCAUUUGAAGAUGAGAUCACAAAUUGGAAUUCAAAGCUCUUACUUGUAUCAGAUACAUUAGAAGAAUGGGUCAAAUGCCAAGGCCAAUGGAUGUACCUCCAACCUAUCUUUGAUUCUCAAGAUAUUAUGAAACAGCUUCCACAAGAGACUAAGAGAUUCAAAUCUGUUGAUUCAACUUGGAGACAUAUCAUGAAUCAAACCAACCAGUCCCCAGGCAUUCUGUCUGCUUGUUCCAAAGAGGGGCUUCUUGAGAAAUUCACUGAAGCCAAUAAGAAUCUUGAGAUCGUCCAGAAGGGAUUGGCAGAGUACUUGGAGAAGAAGAGGUCUAUCUUUGCGAGAUUCUAUUUCUUGAGUAAUGAUGAGCUCCUUGAGAUCCUUUCUCAAACUAAAGAAGUUAGAAACGUCAGACCCCAUCUGAGGAAAGUCUUCGAAAACAUGGCUGAUCUCGAGUUUAGAGAUGAUGACACCAUCCACUCAAUGUACUCAGCUGAAGGAGAAAACGUCGGCUUUGUGAAGAAAAUUGAUCCAAGAGAAAGAAAUGUAGAAAACUGGAUGGGAGAUGUUGAGAAAAUGAUGAUAACAUCAGUCAAAGCUGCAUUCUUUAGAUCUAUUGAAGAUUACAAAACCAAGCCAAGAGUUCAAUGGGUUCUUGAACACCCUGGGCAAUGAAUACUCAAUGGCUCACAAAUUCACUGGACUCUCGAAGUAGAAGAAGCUAUUAAAACUAAAGGGUGCGAGGGAGUCAAGGAAUACCACGAAUUCUUGCAAAAGCAGUUAGACGAUACCGUUACUCUUGUGCGUAAGAAAUUGAGUAAAAUGCAAACAAUCACCAUGAAUGCUCUAAUUGUGCUCGAUGUGCAUGCCAGAGAUGUGGUGGGGACACUCUUCAAAGAAGGAGUCAGUGAUGUUGGAGCUUUCGAGUGGAUCAUGCAGCUUAGGUACUACUGGGAGAAUGAGGACUGCUAUGUAAAAUGCAUACAGACAAACUUCCCUUACGGGUAUGAAUACCUAGGAAACACCCUCAGGUUGGUCAUUACUCCAUUAACAGAUAAGUGUUACAUGACUUUAAUGGGAGCUCUUACUCUUAACCUUGGAGGAGCUCCGGCAGGACCAGCUGGAACUGGUAAAACAGAGAGUACAAAAGAUCUUGCAAAGGCUCUUGCAAAGCAAUGUGUGGUGUUCAACUGCUCUGAUGGAAUGGAUCACAUUAUGGUCGCCAAGUUCUUUAAAGGUCUCGCUUCAGCAGGAGCAUGGGCUUGCUUCGAUGAAUUCAACAGAAUCAAUAUUGAGGUGUUAUCAGUAAUUGCCCAACAACUGUUGGUUCUGUUUGGAGCUAAAGAAACAUCUGAACCAGAAAUCGAGUUUGAAGAAAGUAUCAUUAGAAUGAAACCAACAUUCUCAGUCUUCAUUACAAUGAACCCAGGAUAUGCCGGAAGAACUGAACUCCCUGAUAACUUGAAGGCCUUAUUCAGACCAGUGGCAAUGAUGGUACCAGACUACGCUCUGAUUGGAGAAAUCAUGCUUUACUCUUUUGGAUUCAAGAAUGGUAAACCUCUAGCAAGAAAAAUGGUGACUACUUUCAAGCUUUCAUCAGAGCAGUUAUCAUCUCAGGAUCACUACGACUAUGGAAUGAGAGCUGUAAGAUCAGUCAUCAACGCUGCUGGUCUCUUGAAAAGAGCUCAUCCAGACAUGGACGAAGAUCAGCUUCUUCUCAGAGCCCUAAGAGAUGUCAAUGUUCCUAAGUUCUUAAAAGACGACCUCCCUCUGUUUGAAAAUAUUAUCCUUGAUUUGUUCCCUGGUGUGAAAAGACCAGAACAAGCAUAUGGCGACCUGGAGCCGUCGAUCCUCAAGAGUUGUGACCACUUUAAUCUACAGCCAGUUCAGCCAUUUUUGGAUAAAGUCAUACAGCUCUAUGACACGAUACAAGUCAGGCACGGUCUGAUGCUUGUUGGGCCAACGGGAGGUGGAAAGACAUGCAACUAUAAAGUUCUCUCUCAUGCCAUUACUGCACUUAAAGAGCAAGAAGAGUUUGAGAAAGUAAAUACUCACGUGAUUAACCCUAAAUCAAUUACUAUGGGACAGCUCUACGGAUAUGUGGACCCCCAGACCACUGAAUGGGUGGAUGGAGUUGUGGCAAAAAUGGUAAAUGACUGCGCAAAGGACCAAUCCCCUGAAAAGCACUGGAUAAUGUUCGAUGGUCCUGUCGACGCCCUUUGGAUCGAAAGUAUGAACACUGUCCUUGAUGAUAACAAAAAGCUUUGCCUGAAUAGUGGACAAAUUAUCUCCCUCUCUAACCAAAUGACAAUGAUGUUUGAGGUUGAAGACCUUGCUGUGGCCUCUCCUGCCACAGUUUCUAGAUGUGGGAUGGUUUAUAUGGAGCCAGAAGCUUUAACAUUGCAGCCAUUGAUCGACUCAUGGCUUGAGUCACUACCUCCGAAAAUCAGAGAGAGUGAGAAGAUCAUGAAGAAGCUAAGGUCAAUUUAUGAAAAUGUUAUGGAUGAUGCUUGUUACUACUUAAGGAAAAACUGCACUGAGCCAGUGCUCACAGUCGACAAUAAUUUGUGCCAAUCCUCUUUCAGAAUUCUUGAUUCCUACUUCACCAAAUACCGAGAUACUGAAAUCAAGGUAGUUGAAAAGGCUGAAAUUGAAGAACUUGAAGGGAUGAUAACCAGCUUGGCAGCUUAUGCCUUGACAUGGUCAGUUGCUGCUACGACGGAUAUUAGUGGAAGGAAGAGAAUGGACGCAUUCCUCAGAAACAAAUUCAAAGAGAAUGAGAUGGAGUUCCCUAAAGAGAACACAAUUUAUGACUGGAGUUUCGAUGAUAAAAAUAAAGAGUGGAAACCUUGGCUUGAGAUUAUUCCUCCUUAUAAUUGAGAUACAAAACUGAAUUACUCAGAAAUCGUUGUCCCGACAGACGAUUCAGUGAGAAUGAAAUAUAUAAUGAAGCAUCUGAUCAUGAAUAAUACUAACGUAUUGACUCCUGGACCCACAGGAACAGGAAAGACGGUAAAUAUUCAGCAGCUGUUGUCUUCAGAAGUGCCAGAGGAAAUACUAUUUUUAGCUAUGACUUUCUCUGCUCAGACAAGCGCCAAUCAAACUCAGGACUACCUAGACGACAAGUUCACCAAGAGAAGAAAGGGAGUUUAUGGCCCUCCAGUCGGAAACAAGUUUGUUAUUUUCAUUGAUGAUCUAAACAUGCCUAAAAAGGAAGAGUAUGGAGCACAGCCUCCACUUGAGCUAUUGAGACAAUGGUUAGAUCAUGUUGGCUGGUAUGACAGAAAGAGCAAAGAAAAGCCAAUGAUGAGAAUUGACGACAUCAUGCUUAUGUGUUCAAUGGGACCCCCAGGAGGAGGAAGAUCUCCAAUUACUCAAAGACUUCAAAGGCAUUUCAAUAUUAUAACCUAUACUGACUUAGAGCAAAACACAAUUAACGGAAUCUUCUUCACGAUUGUGUCAGCAUUCCUUUCCACAUUUAGUGAAGACAUCAAGAAUAGUAUUGAAAAGCUUGUGAGCGCUCAGCUUAGGAUUUACAACGAUGUUCUGACUGGGCCCUUAAAGCCAAUUCCAAGAAAGAGUCAUUAUACGUUCAACCUGAGAGAUAUCUCUAAGAUUUUCCAAGGUAUCUGCUCUGUCAACAACCAGGCAGUCAGCGCGAAGAUAGAGUUGGUAAGACUCUGGGUCCACGAAAAUAAGAGAGUGUUUGGGGACAGACUUGUAGACCAAGAAGACCGAGAAUGGCUGGACAACGAGUUGAUCAAAGGAGGAGAAGAGUUCUUUGAAGUUGAAAAAACAGAGAUUUACAAUACAGAAAGAAUAAUUUUUGGCGAUUUUAUGAACGGGCUAGAUGUUGAGCCAAGGAGUUAUGAACAAAUCUACAAUCUCCCCCAGUUUGUUGAUGAAAUUCGAAAGUACCUUGAUGAGUAUAACGACUCAGUCAAAAACAAGAUGAAAUUGGUAAUGUUCCUGGAUGCUUGUGAUCAUGUUGCAAGAAUUAGUAGAUGCAUCAGACAGCCGCUAGGAAAUGCCCUCUGACUCGGAGUGGGAGGGUCAGGGAGGCAAAGCCUGUCAAGACUUUCAUCAUACAUUUGCAACUAUAAGCUGUUCCAGGUUGAAGUUGUCAAAGGAUAUAAUAUGCAAAACUGGAGAGAAGAUGUUAAGAAGGCUUUAAUGCAGUGUGGAGCUGAUAAUAAAGCAACCACUUUCCUUUUCACUGAUACUCAGAUUAUAAAUGAGCAAAUGCUUGAAGACAUCAACGGAAUCCUCAAUUCAGCAGAUGUUCCAAAUCUUUACAAGAAGGAAGACUUUGAAAUCAUCAUGGAGGUGGGAGAAAAGGAAUGCCUAGCAAGAAACAUCCAACCCACUACCAUGAACUGCUUCAGCUCCUAUGUCAACAGAGUCAGAAGCAACAUCCACAUGGUCAUAGCAAUGAGCCCACAAGGAGAAGUGUUCAGAAACAGAAUCAGGAAGUUCCCAUCGCUUGUUAACUGUUCAACACUAGACUGGUUUACUGAGUGGCCAGAAGAGGCACUUAGGGAGGUCGCAAUGGGAGAUCUUGAAGAUGCAGACUUCGACCUCGGAGACCAAAAGAAGAGCUGAGUCGAACUGUUUGUGCAUAUGCAUCAGACUGUAGAGGAAAAGAGCAAAGAUUUCCUGGAUGAACUCAGAAGAUACAAUUAUGUCACUCCUACAUCUUAUCUUGAACUGCUCAAUGUGUAUAAGAGUGUGUUUGUAAGCAAGCAACAAGAAAUUUCUUAUCUCAAGGAGAGACUCAACAAAGGACUUAAAGUGCUUGCUGAUGCUUCUGUCGAAAUUGACAAACUCAAAGACAUGCUUGAUAAAAAGCAACCUGAACUGGAGAAGACUAAGGCAGAAGUAGCCGAAACUAAAGAGGCAUUGGCUGCAGAUAAAGCAGAUGCAGACGAAGAAAGAGCAGUUGUCGCUGAGCAAGAAGCAAAGGCUACUGAACAAGAAGCAGAUGCUAAUGCUUUGAAGGAAGCUGCUGAAGCUGAGUUAUCUAAGGCAGCACCAGCACUUGAAAAGGCGACCAAGAUUUUGAAGGAGCUAGACAUUAACGAUUUUGUUUUCCUCUCCAAGAUUAAUAGCCCAGCUCCAACUAUUGUUGUUGGAAUGGAGUUAAGUUGCAUUAUGAUGGGUUUCAAGCCUAGUAAGAACAAACAAAAGCUAACUGAAAACGAUAUCAAAGGAUACUUCGAAUCUGCAAGAGUCAAUCUUCUGACCAAGCCAAAGGAGUUUAGGCAAAAGAUGAUUGAUUACGACAAAGACAACAUUCCAGAAAGCACAGUUGAGAAGGCUAAGAAGAUCAUUGAUAGUGAUGACUUUACCGAGGAAAGGGCCAAGCUAGCUUCCAUCUCACUGGUGGCUAUUAGAGGUUGGGCCCAAGCAAUGUGCACUUACCAUGACCUCCUCAAAAUUGUCAAUCCCAAAAGAGAGAAAGUUGCUGAGAUGAAAGAACAGCUCGCUAUUGUUUCUGCCGAUCUUGCAGAGAAGAGGCAAAGACUCAAAGAAGUUGACGAACGAAUUGAAGAACUUGAAAGAAUGUUUAGAGAGAAAGUCAACCAAGAAGAAGCUCUUACCAAAGAAAUAGACGAGUGUAACAAGAAGCUAGAAAGAGCAGGAAAGCUGAUCAGUGGCCUCCAAGGAGAAAAGAUUAGAUGGACCAAUACAGUUAAGCAAUAUGAAGAGGAGUUUGGUCUUCUUGUAGGAAACUGUCUAGUAGCUGCAGGAAUGGUGGCUUAUGCCGGACCAUUUACUUCCAAGUACAGAUCUAGCCUAGAAGAGGCAUGGAACAAGAGAAUUGCUGAUCUCAAGAUCCCUUCAAUCGCCAACAUCACAAUGAUUGGUCUGCUAGAAGAUAAAGUAAAGACUAAAAUAUGGACUGCUGCUAGUCUCCCAAACGAUAACCUCUCCAUCGAGAACGGUAUCAUCAUGUUCAAGAGUAGAAGGUGGCCUCUCAUGAUUGACCCUCAAAAUCAAGCUAAUAAGUUUAUCAAGAAACUCGGAGCAGAUGAAGCUGAGGUUGGACUUGACGUAAUGAAGACAAGUAACCCUAACCUUCUGAGAAACCUUGAAUUAGGAAUUCAAACAGGAAAGUGGGUCCUCAUCGAAAAUGUUGGUCAAGAACUCGAUCCAGCUCUUGAGCCUGUACUUCUUCAGCAAAAGACUAAGAGUGGAAGUGGAUACACUCUAAAAUUGGGAGAUAAAGAUAUUGCGUAUGACGCAAAUUUUAAAUUCUUCAUGACUACAACCCUCCCUAACCCUCAUUACUCCCCAGAGACUUCUGUAAAAGUGACAUUACUGAACUUUGCCAUCACUCCAUUCGGACUGGAAGAGCAAAUGCUGAAUCAAUUCGUGCUGCAAGAAAUGCCAGAUCUCCAGAAGCGUAAAGACAUGAUUGUGCAGCAGAAUGCCCAGUCAGCCAAAACUCUGAGAGAAAUAGAAGAUAAAAUCCUUGAAGGUCUCACUAAGAAUAGUGAAAUCUCUGCAAUCCUAGAGGAUGAUGAACUCAUCAAUAUUCUUGCCGACUCAAAGCAGACAUCUGACGAUAUCAACCAGCGACUGAUCGAGUCUGAAGAAACUGAAAAGGAAAUAGAUUUCACAAGAGAGAGUUAUAGAAAAGUCGCCUUCAGAGCUUCAUUGCUGUUCUUCUGUAUUAUUGAUCUAGCAUACAUUGAUCCGAUGUACCAAUACUCUUUGCAAUGGUUCUCUCACUUGUUCGGAAUUGCUAUUGAUUCUUCGGAGAAGUCUGAAGUGGUUGAACAGAGAAUACAAAAUUUGAAUGAAUCUUUCACAGAGCUUCUUUAUGAAAAUGUAUGCAGAUCUCUUUUCGAGAAGGAUAAAUUGUUAUUCUCGUUCUUGCUCACAAUGAAAAUAUUGUUCGGAGAUAAUAAGAUCGACCCAUUUGAAUGGAGAUACUUCUUGGCAGGACCAUCUGGAGAAUUCGAGAUUCCACCAAACCCAACUGACUGGCUUGGAGAAUUGGAAUGGGCAGAAGUGUACAAACAAGUCUUUGGAACUAAAGAUAUUGAAUGCUUCGAUGGAUUCCUUGACUACUUCAUGAAGAACCAUUCAAAAUUUAAGAAGAUGUUUGACUCAAAACAGCCAGAAAUUGAGCCUCUCCCUGAUGAGUGGGAAAAAAAACUAGACUCUUUCAGAAAGAUGGUAAUAUUGAAAGCUAUAAGACCAGAUAAAAUAGCACAGGCAAUUUCAAACUUUAUUGUUGAAAAGAUUGGAGAACACUUUAUUGUCCCUCCAACAUUUUCUCUUGAAAAAUCAUUCAAAGACUCUUCUGUAACUUCUCCUUUAAUCUUCGUGCUUUCAACUGGAUCAGAUCCUGUUUCCGAUUAUCUCAGAUUUGCUAAUGAACAAAACAUGAUGAGUAAGCAACAAUCAAUCUCCCUCGGAAAGGGUCAAGAUAAGAAAGCAGAAAAGAUGAUUGAAGAAGCUGCAUCGAGAGGAGGAUGGGUACUUCUGAUGAAUUGUCAUCUCGCCACUUCCUUCAUGCCUAAGCUAGAAAUAAUUGUUGAAAACCUCGAUGAUUCUAGUCAUAGAGAUUUCAGAAUGUGGUUAACAAGUAUGCCGAAUCCUGAUUUCCCUGUAUCUGUAUUACAGAACUCAGUCAAAAUGACUUUGGAACCACCAAAAGGAUUGAAAGCUAAUCUUUUGAGAAGUUAUAAUACCUUUGAUGAUAGAGAACUGAAUGAGAGCACUACUAAACCUGAAGCUUUCAAGAAACUCUUAUUUGCUUACUGUUUCUUCCAUGCUAUUGUGCAGGAUAGAAGAAAGUUCGGACCAAUCGGAUGGAAUAUUGCUUAUGAAUUCACUAAUGAGGAUCUUUCAGUAAACAUGAAGCAGCUGAAAAUAUUCCUCGACGAGUAUGAUGAAAUUCCAUUCAAAGUUCUUCACUUCCUUGGAUCAGAAAUCAACUAUGGAGGAAGAGUUACUGAUGAUAAAGAUGUGAGAUUAAUCUGAACCAUUCUUGAAGUAUACAUCAAACCUGAAAUUCUUGAGGAUACCUAUAAAUUCUCUGAAUCUGGAACCUACUAUGCUCCUCCAAAUGGAGAUUUAGAGGAUUAUAUUGACUAUAUUAAUACUUUGCCUCUUAAGCCACAUCCUGAAGUGUUUGGACUCCAUGAAAAUGCUGAAAUCACAACUGCCCAGAUGGAAACUCUGUCAAUUCUCGAAACAAUAUUAAAUAUUCAGCCACGCUCUUCCUCUGGAGCAGGAAAAUCAAGAGAUGAGAUUAUUCAAGAGCUUUCUGCUGGUAUUCAGAAGAGGACUCCUCAUGAAUUUGAUUUGGAAAUGGUUGGAAAGGAAUAUCCUACAGAGUACAAUGAGUCUAUGAACACAGUACUAUUCCAAGAAUGUGUCAGAUACAACAGAAUGCUUAUCAUCAUGCAUGAGUCAUUGGCCAAUAUCCAGAAGGCUAUUGUUGGUGAAGUAGUUAUGAGCGAAGAUCUUGAAAAGAUGAGUGACUCUCUUUACAACAAUCAAGUUCCAUACAUUUGGGAAGAGUUUGGAUUCUUAUCUCUCAAACCACUAGGAUCUUGGGUACAAGAUUUGAAUGACAGAGUUGACUUUUUGAAUAAAUGGAUUGAGGGAGGAACUCCAUCAGUAUUCUGGAUUAGUGGAUUCUUCUUUCCACAGGCCUUCUUCACAGGAACUUUCCAGAAUUAUGCUAGAAGACAUGUUAUUGCUGUUGAUCAGCUUGACUUUGACUAUAAGUACCUUGAUCAAAUUACUUAUACCGAUUUGACAGAAAAACCAGAGGAUGGAUGCUAUGUUUAUGGAAUGUAUAUCGAAGGAUGUAGAUGGGAUGACGAGAAGCACAUGCUAGGAGAUUCUCAUCCUAAGGUCCUCUAUACUGAUCUUCCUUGCAUUCAUUUCUUACCCAUUGUGAACAAGGAUCCUGAACCCAAAAAUGUCUAUAGAUGCCCAGUAUACAAGGUCCUCUCAAGAUGAGGAACUCUAUCAACAACGGGACAUAGUACGAACUUCGUACUUUUCUUAGAUAUACCAACUGAUAAAGAUCCAAAUGAAUGGGUUAGAGCAGGAAUUGCAGUUUUCCUUGCUUUGAGAUACUAAUUACUUUAUCCCAGUUACUUGAAAGAAUUUUAAAUU
Messenger RNA from Moneuplotes crassus, 12701 nucleotides. The record is from the annotation of a GenBank genome assembly. Lineage: Eukaryota; Ciliophora; Spirotrichea; Euplotida; Euplotidae.